This is a messenger RNA of Eimeria mitis, 483 nucleotides long. RefSeq lists its product as uncharacterized. The coding region runs from base 1 to 483 and encodes 160 amino acids. The transcript has a single exon. The record is from RefSeq and is a predicted model, not a curated record. Lineage: Eukaryota; Apicomplexa; Conoidasida; Eucoccidiorida; Eimeriidae.
AUGGCGGGCAGGCCACCCGCUGGACGCUCUGUGCACCGCAUCAAACUCAUCCCUGGCUCAGCCCCAAGCUUCGUUCCAAGGUACAGACGAGCUCCACACCUUGAGGAGGAAAGUGAGCGGCAGGCAGACGAACUUCUGAAAAGGGGCAAGGUUCAGCCGUCGCCUAGCGUCUUUGGGCACAAUCCCGUGCUGGCGAAGAAAAAGGACGGUAGGUGGCGUAUGGGCAUCGACUUCAAGCCCCUCAACAAGAUUACAGCAAAGCAGAAGCUUCCGAUGCCCACGGUGGAGGAAAUCCUUGACCGCUUACAGGGUUCGGCGGUAUACUCAGCAGUUGAGUUCGUCCCCCCCAUUCACCCGGAGGACAGACACAAGACGGCGUUCCACACCCGCAGUCGCAAGCCGGAGUACACUUGCAUGCCCUUUCGCCUCGUUAAUGCACCUGCCAAACUGCAGGGGCCACAAUCGCCGAGGGAUGGAUGGUGA